Molecule: messenger RNA, 984 nt
Organism: Colletotrichum navitas
Lineage: Eukaryota; Fungi; Ascomycota; Sordariomycetes; Glomerellales; Glomerellaceae
Exons: 1
Coding region: 230-817 (195 amino acids)
Source: RefSeq, a predicted model, not a curated record
CAAUAUCCCACAUUCAAGGCAUACGCCGUCUCUCACCCAUGUAGCGAAACAGAGGGGAGGCGGUCUCUACUAGUAAGGCAUGGUAGAUACUUUCCGGCGAACUCGGUACACUAGCGUACUAUAGGAAGUCAAUUUCGGCUGCGAGUCCUCUCGAUCUCCUUCAUGAGAGCGAGAUGGUGUACAGAUACGUUUACCGGGCAGAGCAACACGCAGUACUAUGUAGUGUAUCAUGCUGGGAGGCUGUCCCCCUGACCUAGUCCUUGUCGGCACCGCUCCUCCGGGCCUGUUGUCCACAUCACCCUUGCCCGCCGUCCUGUAUUCGUACACUAUGUAUUCUACCGGUACAUACCAAACCCCGGGUGCUGUGACAAGGAGCCAGCCAACUUCCAAUUACGCCCAGCGGUCCUCCGCAGGUUACCCGGGCCGCGGUACAGAUACGCCACUCGCCGUCGUCGGAAACAAACGCCGCUUGCCCUGUCAUGUCAUGUCUCAGGCUAGCAAUCUCGGGACAGGCAUUCUGCCGACCCGACCCAGGACGACUUUGGAGGGGGGGGGGGGCCUGGAACGCCGCAGGUUGCGGACGCUGGCCCCUCGCCCCCCCGUGCAAGAUGCAAGAGACGCCCAAAAACGUGGGAGCCCGGCCGACUUGUCAUCUUUGGUAGGAGCCCACGUUUCACGCUUCCCCAGCUGUCCCCUGGUUCUGGAAUCGUUCCAGCCUCACUUUCUUCCUCCCUGGAGACUCUGCCUCGUGUCGCGCCGGGGUCGUGCCUGUUUUCGGCCCGAGGCUUCCCAGCAAGCACUUGCUCGGAAAAGAUAGAGGGGGAAAUCAAAGAAGAAGAAAAAAAGAAAGAAAAAAGCCUGGGAGGCUCCUUGGUCAACGGACAGGUUCACUCUAGCUGAAGGACGCUAUGCCGACGCUGGGGCGUUAUGGUCGACGUAGCCGUCUGAGAAUAAAAGAGACCGACUGUCUCCUCCGGUCUACUC